UUGGCAUUUCAUUCCGGUGAAUGUUAUCGUAACGUUUUUUUUUUCAUUUGUAGUAUUUGUUAUUUGGUGAAAUGUGAGAUCUGAGUUUCAGUUUACGGAGAAUUGAAAUUGAAUAAUUGUUUGACUUUACGUGUGAUCAAGUUUGUGGAUUCUUAUAAUUCAUUAUUUAUUUUUUGAAAAAUGUUGAUAAUGUAGCAAUGUGAAUAUUGUUGAUCCAAACUAGUUCAGUAUUGCGGCUGAGUAGUUGUUGUUUUGAUUAUAUAUGUUGUGUUUUGCCUGUCAUAGCAUUUUACCUCUUUUUUAUCGUUGUUUGAGCCGAAGGUCUAUUGGAAACAGCCUCAGGUAAGGUGCAAACCUCACAUGUGAGAUUUCACUGGGUUUGUUGUUGUUGCUGCUGCUAAUGGUGGAGCUAGGAUUUUCACAAAGGAGUUUUAAUAUAGAAGAAGAAAACAUGUGAAGAAGCUGAGGGGAUUCAACAUCUACUAUGUAUCUAUACAUAAAAAAUAAUUUUAACUUUGUAUAUACCAUGUAAUUUUUUGCCCAACCCCCUCGCCCCUACCAAGCUCCGCCCAUGGUCGUUGCUGUUUGGUGUAAUGUGAGAUAUGAGCUUCAGUUUACGGUAAUUGAAUACUUGGUUGAUUUUGGGUGUGAUCAAGGUAGAGGAUUCUUAAAUACCUAAUGCAUAUAUAUUCUUUUGUUGGAAAAAAAAAUGAUGUUGAUAUUAAAUUUAUAGUUGGCUUGAAUUGGAACCAAGUGGAUAUAGUUGAUCCAAAUUAGUUCAGGAUUGUGGCGUAGUAGUUGUUGUUUAAGUAUACAUGUCGAGCUCUGCCUGUCUGUCCUGCUAUUUCUUUAACAUUUUACUGGAACUAUUUAUCAGUUUGAGGUGUGUCGGUGGAGUACAAUACAAUAACUAGAGUAUAGGACUUGUUCUUUUGUGUUUAUCAGCAGGGAAUGAUCUUUAUUUCCAUUCUGUGGUAGUUUGAUGUAUGGUUUGACUGGACUGCACACAUGAAUAGUAUUAAUGGAGCUUGAUGUUUUUUUUCCUGUUAUGUAAGAGCAACCUGUGCUUGGAUGGUUUUGAGACGGAAAAGCCAUAAUUGCAUUGAACUCUAGCGUCACAACUUACUUCGUCAUUCUUUCCUCCUUGUCACGUAGAUGUCAGUAUCCUGUGUUCUAGAAGGGGGAUCAGAUGCUUAUUAUGAUGACCGUAGAGAAAGAAAAUCAGACUUUGAGAAUUCUGAGGAUGAAACACGGAGAUUCAGAAUUGGUGCUUUCAGGAAAAAGGCAAUCAAUGCUUCCAACAAGUUCACUCGCUCCCUCAAAAAAAGAGGAAAAAAGAAAGUUGAUUACAGGUUUCCUUCGGUUUUGAUAGAGGAUGUCCAUGAUGCAAAGGAAGAAAAUGUUGUCUAUGAAUUGCAUCAACAACUUCUUGACAGGAAUUUGUUGCCACCCAUACAUGAUGACUACCAUACCUUGUUGAGAUUCUUAAAGGCAAGAGCUUUCAACAUUGAGAAAACUAUUCAGAUGUGGCAAGAAAUGCUUAACUGGAGGAAGGAGUAUGGAACAGACACAAUAUUGGAGGAUUUUCACUUUGAAGAGCUGGAAGAAGUCCUGCAGUAUUACCCCCAAGGAUAUCAUGGAGUUGACAGGGACGGAAGGCCUGUGUAUAUUGAAAGGCUUGGACAAGCUCACCCGAACAAAUUAAUGCGAAUCACCACAAUUGAUCGCUACAUGAAAUAUCAUGUCCAAGAGUUUGAAAGGGCCCUACAUGAGAAAUUCCCUGCAUGUUCUAUUGCAGCAAAGAAAAGGAUCUACUCAACAACCACAAUUUUGGAUGUGCAAGGCCUUGGAGUUAAAAACUUCACCAGGACAGCUGCUACUCUUUUGGCAGCCAUGGCAAAAGUUGAUAACAACUACUUUCCUGAGACAUUACAACAGAUGUUCAUUGUCAAUGCUGGCCCUGGCUUCCAAAAGAUACUUUGGCCUGCAGCACAGAAAUUUCUGGAUGCAAAGACUAUUGGCAAAAUACAGGUUCUGGAACCUAAAUCUUUGGGUAAACUGCUUGAAGCGAUUGACCCUAGUCAGUUACCUGACUUUCUGGGUGGCUCUUGUACCUGUUCUGUUGAGCGUCGCUGCCUCAGGUCUAACAAGGGUCCAUGGAGUGAUCCUGAAAUAAUGAAGCUUGUACAUGACUUAGAGGCAAAAACUGUGAAGCCAAUAUCUGGAAUAUCCAGAGAUCAAAGGAGAAUUGAUUCCUCUAAACAGAUACGCCCACUAAAGGGAAGAAUUAAUGAGACAUCAACAGCUGAAUCAGUAUCAGAUGUUCAUUACCCAUGUUCUCCAAUUAGACGAAGUAGCAGUUCAAUUCCACAGCUGUCCCUACUUGAUGAGGAAGCAAGGGAAUCGAAUUCUACCCCCUACUGUAGUUGUGAUGAGCAAUUCAGCACAGGUGAACUAGUUGAUAUUAAUAAGCAUGUCUCCCUAUGUUGCCCAGAGCCUCCAGAAUGCAAUCUGACGAAUUUGUCCACCAAUGCACAACCAACUUCUGAAGGUACAUUGGUGAUUCAUUGGUUUGAAACUAUCCAGAAAAAGGUUUUGAGUGGAUGCAUGCAGUGCUUGGAAAGGAAACUGGUUCCUUUCAUACUCAAACUCUCUGGACUGAUUCGUGGUGUGUUCUUUGAGUAUUGGAGGAAACAGGCAAAUGCUUCCCGCUCUAGUGCAUUAGAAGAAAGACAAGAAAGCAGUUCUUCUGCUUAUGGUGAAGUUGUUCAUAAAUCAGAUGAUGCCCUCCCGUGCAUGGAGCGUCUUCAUAAACUGGAAAUGUUGUUUGAAGAAAUAAAGAGAAAACCUGCUGAGAUCCCAGCAGAGAAGGACCAAAUGAUCCAGCAAUCAAUGGAAAGGAUCAAAUCAGUGGAGGUGGACCUUGACAAGACAAAAAGGGUGUUGCAUACUGCAGUGGUGAAACAACUCGAAAUUGCAGAAUUGUUGGAGAACCUAAAACAAUCAAGUAAUCAUCGGGGGAGGUUAUUAUGUUGAAUAUACGAGAGGGUUGAUGCAACGUGAGUUUUGACUGCUAACCGUGCUGCAAGGGCAGUAGAUGCUAGAGUUUCUGCACUUUUGAGUACUUCUAAUCCUUUUACUCAGAACUCACAAAAGUGUUUCUUUCAAGAUGUUCAUUAUACUAAUAAUGUGUCAAAAAGGAAAAGCUUAAAGGAAACAGCUUCAAAUUUGAUGCAAUAAAUGUGCCUUUACAAAUUGCCAGUGUGAAGAAUCGGCUACGUGCUGAUGUUUUCCAGGAGAACGUCUUGGCAUGUGUUGAAUAGUUCUUUCGAGUUAAUAGUCAAAAACACAUUUAAACUAUGAGUUUUUCGCGAGUUUCACACCCAAUAAUUAGUUAUUCCCUUUUCAUACCUGAA
This is a messenger RNA of Solanum tuberosum (potato), 3416 nucleotides long. RefSeq names its product phosphatidylinositol/phosphatidylcholine transfer protein SFH13-like. The transcript has 15 exons. NCBI's taxonomy places the organism in Eukaryota, Viridiplantae, Streptophyta, Magnoliopsida, Solanales, Solanaceae. Bases 1156 to 3036 code for a protein of 626 amino acids. The record is from RefSeq and is a predicted model, not a curated record.